AUGGAAUYAGYGAUGAUGUUUUUUGUACAUGUUUUUGUCAUAAAAKAUCUCWUUGGAAUCUCAAAAGCCCAAAAUYCAWUGAGUCAAGAUUACAGAUACACAGAUGGUAUACCAAUCUCCUUACAAGGCUACAAACUCAAUGGUUUUAACUACAAGGUCUUUAACUYGGUSACCAUGAUMGGYUGUGGGCAAAGAUGUUUGGCUGAAUUCCCUAAAUGUGUGUCGUACAACUACUUUGUGUCAAUGAAAGAAGAAUUCUGUGAGCUGAACACGAAAGGAGUUAGUUCCGAAGCUGAAGGAAUUGYACGAAGCCUUGACAAGGAGCUGAAUUCGGUUUAUGUUCAAACUCAAUCUGUUUCGAUGAAUUAUCCCAGGACAUGCGCAGACCAUUACAAGUCGGGUGUCCGGGAAUCAGGUCUGUACUAUAUACGAGACCGUGACAACCAKUACUAYCGGGUGUUCUGCGACUUCCACAGCGAGGCAAAMAAAGYCUGGACACUAGUGUACUCCGCUAGUUUUAAAAACAGGAAAGUGCCGCAGGUUGAAACGAUGCCUUUCUACAYAAAUGGACCACURAAUGAAAACACACCAAAYUGGGAGUCUUAYCGAUUAUCUCUUGCACGCAUGGAGGACAUCAGUAACAGCUCAACACUUUGGCGAGUCACGUGCAACUUUCCACAAGAUGGUUUGAAUUAUCACGACUACGCACGCGCGAAGAUUGCCGACAUGAACAUGCUAACCCUACAUGAUAAUGGGAUAUGUCUACGGAUGGAAUACAUCCACGCUGUCAAUCACAAUUGCUCUGACUGCACGGCUGGCUGGUGGCAGCGCACUGAUGUUAUACUGCAUCACGACCUUACAACUGAUCCUUGUGAUUUUGGUAAAACUUCGGGCGCAGUUCCAACGCAAGACGCGUUUGGGUUUUAUGGAGGAUAUAGCAACAACCACAGAUGUUCCGYGUCGGAUUCAUCYAGUACCAAUAUCUGGUAUGGUAGCAACGUUUGAGUGUUAAAUCKUCCGUGAAAURCAACGUUUGAAAGGUAUAUAUUCAAAAAAGUGGGGUUUUAUAAAGAAAUGACUUUCACAGUGUGAUAGGUACAUGGCUGUCUAGCAGGAGUUUUWACAGUUCUAUUUAUAUUGAUCAACAACUAACUUUUCUGUAGCAGUUGGCUCUAUGCACUGAUAGUACGUCUCAAAGGCGGAAACUGUCACGUGGGGGUUUUUCCUCCAAUGAGAGCRGAGGAAAUUUGUUUUAUAGCAAGAGAGUUCACUAAAGUUACACUCAGAUAAUUGAGGUUAAGGUUAGAAUAUCAAUUGGCUCAGAUUAGCGUUUUCGAAUGUGUGAGCGUUUCGGCCCGUUCUAUUCACGYUACAACAUAAAACUGGAAAAAAUCGCGCUCUUCAAAGGUUUUAAAUUUGAUGUUAAUAUGUAAGUAACAUAAUAUAGAAAAUUUACACAC
Messenger RNA from Exaiptasia diaphana, 1460 nucleotides. RefSeq lists its product as uncharacterized. The record is from RefSeq and is a predicted model, not a curated record. Gene Ontology annotation, molecular function: oligosaccharide binding. Lineage: Eukaryota; Metazoa; Cnidaria; Anthozoa; Actiniaria; Aiptasiidae. Bases 1 to 1005 code for a protein of 334 amino acids. The transcript has 3 exons.